Sphenostylis stenocarpa is the source of this 459-nucleotide messenger RNA. The record is from the annotation of a GenBank genome assembly. NCBI's taxonomy places the organism in Eukaryota, Viridiplantae, Streptophyta, Magnoliopsida, Fabales, Fabaceae.
AUGGGGUUUGAAUGGAGCGCGGGGAAAUUUUUUUCAUUCUACUACUUCAUGCUCAUUUGUUUGAUCUACUACACUCUAUAUGGGAUGAUGAUUGCUGCACUAACCCCGACUCUCCAAAUUGCUUCCAUUUGCAAUUCCUUCUUCUUGACCGUCUGGAGUAUGUUCGCUGGCUUUGUCAUUCCUAGGACGAGAAUUCCUGUAUGGUGGAGAUGGUACUAUUGGCUUGCUCCAAAUGCUUGGACAAUAUAUGGCCUUGUUACCUCUCAAUUUGGUGAUGAAAAUGCACAAGUGGAAAUCCCAGGAGCUGAAAACAUGGGGCUGAAGGAACUGCUUAAGGAAAGCUUUGGUUAUGACUAUCACUUCCUUCCAGUGGUUGUUGUUGUUCACUUAGGCUGGGUUCUCCUUUUCUUGUUUGUUUUUGCCUAUGGCAUAAAAUUCCUCAAUUUCCAAAAAAGAUGA